AUGGAGUUAGCUGUUCUUGAAUACCAGUUUGAUCUCAUAGCUUUGACGAUUCGUCAAAUAGAAAAUAACAGAAGGAAAAGGAGAGAAAGAAAAAGAAAAAGAAAAAGACGUGAGGUAUGGAUGAGAUCAUGGAUCGGAAGGCGAAGGCAGUUUGGCAUUUACGACCAACUUCUGGUGGAACUCCGAAGCGAGGAUACGCGAUGUUUCAAAAACUUUAUGCGGAUGGUCCCCGAGAUGUUUGAUGAGCUUUUGGCAAGAGUGAGUCCCAGGAUCACCAAGAAACAUACCUGGUAUAGAAGACCCUUGAAGCUUGGGCUGAAUCUCUCUUUGAUUUUGCGACAUCUUGCCUCCGGGAGCACGUAUUCAGCCAUGAAGUACGGAUGGAGGGUCCCCCACAACACCCAGUCACUUAUUGUCAGAGAGGUUUGCCAAGCCAUCAUCUACGAAUACAUGUCCAAAGUAAUGACCACGCCAGAGGGAUGGCGUGCCAUAUCUGAUAAGUUCCUCAAGAGGUGGAACUUCCCCCAUACAUGUGGUGCUAUAGAUGGAAAGCACAUUGCCUGCAAGUGUCCACCAAAAAGUGGAUCCCAAUAUUUCAACUACAAGGGAUUCUACUCUGUUGUACUCAUCGGCCUUGUAGACGCAAAUAAUAAAUUCAUCUGGGCAGACCUCGGUGGUAAAGGGUCAUCAUCGGACGCACAGAUCUACAACAACUCUGAAAUCAAAGAAUUAACAGAAGACGGAACUAUAGGAUUCCCCGUCCCCGAUGCUUUUGAGAGUUUAUGA
Molecule: messenger RNA, 786 nt
Organism: Dendronephthya gigantea
Lineage: Eukaryota; Metazoa; Cnidaria; Anthozoa; Malacalcyonacea; Nephtheidae
Product: protein ANTAGONIST OF LIKE HETEROCHROMATIN PROTEIN 1-like
Exons: 1
Coding region: 1-786 (261 amino acids)
Source: RefSeq, a predicted model, not a curated record